AGUCGUUGCCACUGUCCUUGACUGUCCUCUUCGCUACGUUAAGGCAAAGGAAGCAACGCUGUUGAUUGGUUGGUUUGGUGUGCCACGCCAUCCACCCACCUCAUCAGCGUCAACAAACGCACGAAGCAACGAACGCAAGCAACGAACGGACGCAACAGACCAAGCAGUCGACGUCAACCGACCCUCGGUCCGUCGUCAUCCCAAGUCGUGCACGAUGGAUGCAGCACGAGGAGGAGAUGGUGGCGACGCCAGCGAAGAGCAUCGCACCACCACCACCACCACCACCACCACCGAUGAUGAAGGGCAUGCGCAGGUGUUUGAUUCACUGGCGUACUUGGACUUCAACCAGGGCGGCCACCAGCGCGUUGUGAGGAAUCAGCUCACCCCCGACACAGAAACGACGUUCCGCAUCCUCGUGCUGCUGCAGCGGGAUGCGCUGGCGUUGCCUGGACAAUCCGUGCCCAUCCGCGAGGGCGUUGGGCAGCGCAUGGAGGCGCUGCGCGAGGUGGUUCGAAACCCGGGCGAGGUGUUCCUCGGCAUCGCCUGUGACCCUACCAUGACGGGCUCCUUCAAGUUUGGCACAGUGAUGGAGAUUAAGCGCGUGCAGCAGCGUGAGCACGACAUGGUGCUGCUCACCAGGGGCGCAGACCGCUUUGAGAAGCUGCGUGACCUCGACAUCCCAGACCACGAACCACACCGCCCCAUGCGAAGCGUGGUGUGGGCGGAGGCACGCAUCGCGCGCGAAAGGGCAGUGCACAUGGACACCCUCGUGCACAAGCACAUGCGCAGGCCCAACUCGGCCGCCAUCCACGGCAUGGCCGCCCCUCCCUGGCUGUGCCAGCUCAUGAGCACGGAGUACCUGAAGCAGCGCGCGUACUCGCUGCUCGUGGAGAACCUGAGCUGGGGCGGGAACCCAAGGCACGUGCCUGGCCUGCGUCACCUCAACCCAAGCCAGUUCUCCUAUGAGCUCAUGCGUCAGCUGCCACUGACCCUGGAGCAGCAGCAGCGCCUCUUACAGGACAGCAACGUCAACACGCGCCUGGUGCACUUGAUCGACACCCUCUCCAUGCAGCUGCAGGAAGGCAAGUUGCGCUGCAAGACGUGCGGCCUGCACAUCGCCUCCAAACAUAACCUCAUCUCCAUCAUGUCCGAGGGGAACCUGGGCACGUUUGUCAACCCGCACGGGUUUAUUCAUCAGAUCGUCACCCUCCAAAGCGUUGAGCACUGCGCGCAGCUGUCACGGCCCACUCUCCAAGAUACCUGGUUUGAAGGGUACGCGUGGAGCAUUUUGACGUGCAUGCUGUGCGGCACACAAAUGGGGUGGCAGUACGACUACACGGGCGACGACGGGCGAGGGCUACAGCAGUUCUUCGGCCUGUGCCGCGCCUCGCUCAACUUUGGCGACUUCCCGCUGGAGGCACAGCCGCGCGCGAACACGAGCAUGAGCGGAACGCUGCGCUUGCUCGAUGCCGUGGGAUCUGGCCAAGGCGCGAGCGAAUGGAGAGAGUUGGCAGCGAUGAUCUUGGCAGGCGCUCCCAGUGAUGAUGAUGAUGAUGACGAUGACGACGACGACGAUGAUGAUGAUGAAGGUGAUGAAGGUGAUGAUGUCGCCGAUCGUGAUGGCACGGAUCUUGGUGACGGGGACAACGCUGCUGAUGAUGGUAGUGAUGAUAUGGACGAAGAAGAGGAUGCAGGAGAAAGCAACGAGGAGGCAAUUGAAUAAAUGGCGGUAUUGAACACCUUGUCGUGCUCGCAAUCUUGAGGCCUGCCGUCCAUCGUGCCGUUGCCCAUCCAUCUUAACAUAAAACCAGCAGUCACGCAACCAGCAAGAAAGCAAGCAAGCGUAAAGUUGGCAUUCUCACGUCUCACGCCACAA
This is a messenger RNA of Salpingoeca rosetta, 1876 nucleotides long. RefSeq lists its product as uncharacterized. The record is from RefSeq and is a predicted model, not a curated record. Bases 215 to 1723 code for a protein of 502 amino acids. NCBI's taxonomy places the organism in Eukaryota, Choanoflagellata, Craspedida, Salpingoecidae. The transcript is spliced from 3 exons.